GUCUCUCUCUCUGCCUGUGUGUGCGUGCGUGAGUGCGCGCAGGCAAGCGAUCGAGCCAGUGAGUGAGAAAGCGAGAGAGAGAGAGAGAGAGAGAAAGGGGAAGGAAAGCAAUCGAGAGGGAGAGAGCGAAUCGGAGUGCGAGUGCAAGACAAAGCUAUGAAAUUAAUCCGAGCUAUUUGCCUCCUGCUUCUUUGUCCAGCUUUGAGCCUCAACACUAGACAUGGCUAUGAGGGACUGGAGCAGAAGCUGAAGGAGGUCUUCACCGAGCGGACUGGCAUCAUGCGUCAACUCUCCAAGACUUCAAAGGAACUGGACAGCAUAAAAGGCAACCUUCAGACACUGAAAAAUGACGACUCCGUGGCCAAGGCGGAUGUCCUGAAAAUCCUGGCGCUCAGCCACAAGCAGAGGGGAGAGAUGAAGUCCCUCCAGGCUGCCUUGCAGAAGCAGCUGGACGAGGCAACGGAGCAAGCCGAGAAACAGCAGGCCACAAUCAAGUUCCUCAAGAUGGAGAUGGAGAAAAAGACCAAAAUAAUCAAGGACCUGCAACAGGAGAACAAGAGCUUGAAAAAUAAACUGCUAUCUGGCAACAAACUGUGUGAUGUCCAUGCAGAAGAGUCCAAAAAAAUCCAGGCUCAACUGAAAGAGCUGCGGUACGGGAAAAAGGAUUUAAUUUUCAAGGGACAGCAGCUAAUGGAUCUGGAGCACAAGUUAACCAUUGCCAAAGAAGAGCUGGAAAAGGCCGCACUGGACAAGGAGUCUCAGUUGAAGGCACUGAAGGACACAGUGCACAUCUGCUUCUCUGCUGUUCUGCACAACCAGCCCACCAGCAGCCACAGGUUCCCCGCCACCCCCACCCACUUGUUCAGAUACUCCUCUCUCGUCAACAGCUCCAGAGUCACCUUUCAGCAGCCACACGCCAAGGAUAUCCCGAAAGUUCAGAGAAUCAUCACAGCCAGUAAAUCGCCUGCGAACAUUGGGAUAAUGAGGAGAGACAGUAGUCCCGGAGUCAAGGACUGCCAGAUGGAAAAGAUUGGCGGGGGUUGCUUCCAAAACCAGACGGAGACAGAAUCCUCUCCCGACAGUAAAAAGCUGCUUGAACAGAAGCAAAGGACUGCAGCGCAGAUUGGAAAAUCAAAUGCAAAGCCCUCAGAUGGCAGGGAGGAAGUAGAGGGAGGCAGCGAAAACACGAAACUACACAAAAACAACUGAAUGGAUGGGAUGUCAUUGGAGAUGCAGAACACCUGCGUUACCUGGAGAUCUUUUUCAGAGCUCAUACUUGUGCCCACAUACACACACACACGCACACACACACACACACACACACACACACACACACACACACACACACAGUUUGCAAAAGAGACACAGGAAUUGUUGGACGAAAACAAACUUCUCAACCGUGAAAUGUUUAAAUUUUUCGAUUGAAAACCCGCAUAAUAAAAUGGCAUGCAUUCUAGACUUCUUUUAAAAGGUAGCAAUGGCAUUGGUAACUUGUUUUAUGAUUGUUCAUUGUUGUUUUUUUUCAGAGCGAGGACACUACUUUCUACAGUAAAUGUGUGUUAUUUCUAAAUAAAUCCCUUUGCACUGGUAAGGUCAUGAUAUUCUGUAAUAUAAGUAGUCCCAUUAACAAAAACUGCUGUAACACCAAACUUACAAAUAUGGUUUGUCACUCAUUGUAGCAAGGUUAAUUUACUAUCUCCUCCAUAUUUUAAAGUAUAUAGGCUCUCAAGUUGGCUGGCCAACUUCUUUCAACAUUUAAUAUUUCAGAGCUCUUUCUGCCUUUAACAUGCUAGAGGUGAAGAGCCAAAGACUCACAAUGAGUCGUCUCCCUGAGAAUGUGCCAUGCACUGAGUAGUUACUCCUAGCGACAUUGAUCUGUGUUAUUUGACCUUUCUUUCAAUAAACUGUGAUUUUCAGUAAAUUUGUGAAGAUUAAAUGGAUAUUUGUGGAGAAAACGAA
Oncorhynchus keta (chum salmon) is the source of this 1959-nucleotide messenger RNA. Its product is annotated as leucine zipper protein 2. Lineage: Eukaryota; Metazoa; Chordata; Actinopteri; Salmoniformes; Salmonidae. The transcript has 12 exons. The record is from RefSeq and is a predicted model, not a curated record. Bases 157 to 1209 code for a protein of 350 amino acids.